Mytilinidion resinicola is the source of this 2760-nucleotide messenger RNA. RefSeq lists its product as uncharacterized. The record is from RefSeq and is a predicted model, not a curated record. Gene Ontology annotation, molecular function: protein binding. Bases 208 to 2319 code for a protein of 703 amino acids. NCBI's taxonomy places the organism in Eukaryota, Fungi, Ascomycota, Dothideomycetes, Mytilinidiales, Mytilinidiaceae. The transcript is spliced from 5 exons.
UCAUGCGGCAACAGUGGGAGCCGUUUGAGACCGGAUUCGGUCCUAUCAAAAUAAAUAUGCAGCAUCAUCUAGAUGUUUUGCGCCUUGCCGGCCAAGCACUGCAAUUACGCAACGACCGAGAAGCUACGCAAGAACGCCGACGUAAGUCAUCUUAAAGCCUAGGAGCUUUUUCUAUUGGAAAAACUUUUGUGUAACACCGUCAUAGAAAUGGAGAGGGAAAGCUUCUUGGACUGGAUAUCUAAGGUCGACUUUGAGAAGGUUCACGAUGGUAUCUACGCAAAGAAGCAUAGAGGUACUGGUGAUUGGUUAAUUCAAAAGGAGGAGUUUCAGACUUGGUUUAGCAGCUCAAAGUCCUCCUUGUUAUGGUGUCAUGGAAAGCCUGGUGCCGGAAAAUCGGUACUUGCAUCAAAUGUCUUAGAACACAUUACUGCCAAAUGUGCUUUAGACGAAAAUGUCGCUAUCUGUUUCGCUUACUACAACUACCGGACUCCGCAGGACUACUCCCAGAUAGCAGCGGCUUUGAUUAAGCAACUUUGUCGAAGCAAAGACACUAUACCUCCUAGGCUGCUGAAGUUCAAGCGUGACUCACUCAGCUCUUCGACAGCUAGCACGCAAGAGUCAUUCAUCAUGCUUACUAAGGAGUUGAACUUUAAGGAGGUAUACGUGGUUGUUGAUGCGCUGGACGAGUGUCCUCAGCGCGAAAGACAUCAUAUAAUCGGUUUUCUCACGGAGGUAACAAAAGCUCUGCAAUGCGCGAAAAUUUUCAUUACAAGUAGGAGAGAGUCUGAUAUUGUGCGCGCAUUUGAAGAGAGUAGCACACCCACAGUCCAGAUUCAAGCAGAGAACGUUGCAGCAGACAUCGAGGCCUACGUUCGAAGCGAAGUAAAGAUGCUCCGGAAGGGCUAUUACGGGAAGAGACUCUAUGUGACCAGCAAUAUUCUCGAAGCGAGGAUUAUUCAAGUCUUGACUAAGAGAGCAGAUGGGAUGUUCCUUUGGGUUAAUCUACAAUUGGAGAGCCUAUGUCGAAUCAGCGAGGCACAGAAAGACCGACUGGUCGACGCUGCACUAGACACUCUUCCACAGGGUCUCGAUGAAACAUACACUCGAAUCUUGGAGCGAAUCGACGACCAAGCGGAGCACAUGAAAGAACUAGCGCUCAACUGUCUUAUGUGGAUAGUUUACGCCAAAAGACCUCUGACAACUCAAGAGUUACAACUUGCAGUUGCACUUGCACUUGCGACAGAUGUUAGCUGCCAAAGCCAAACGGACAUAGAGGUACACAAGGUCGAGGUUCUCCUUGCAUCCUGUGGUAACCUGAUUGUGGAGGAAAACAAUACAAUCCUGCCGGUCCACUACUCAGUCCAAGAGUUCUUUACGAUGCGCCCCGGCAAAACGACUCGGCGACGCAUCCAGGAGAGCAUUUCAGAUCCAGGUUUUGUGCACACAAGGCUUGCCAGCAUUUGUCUAAGAUAUAUUCAACCUGGAACGUUGACUGAACCGUGUAGUCAUUGGACAGAUCUUUACUCUCGAAUGUCGGAUGCCACACUUCUAUCAUAUGCGGCUCACUACUUUGACUAUCAUCUUUCGCAUGGUAAACCUCUUCCUACGGAUAUCCUACAACUCGUGGAAGGUCUUCUUCGCCAAAGCGGGCCCUUCUUUGCUGCGAUUCUCCAGAUAAGAUAUCUUCAGGAUCCGUUCAAUGACCACAACAUUGUUCUGGACUUCGACCCAGUCUCCUUCGUUGUUUCAGCCGAUACAAUUAUAUACGGAACCCAUCUCUUUGAGAUAGAUCAUAUCCGAACGCGUUUGCUGGGUCGUACAUUACCUAAGUUUGCAUUACAUCAAGCGACCUCUGCCGGGUUACUUAAUGUGGUUGAGCGAUUGAUAGAGCAAGGGUGCGAUAUCGACGAGAGAGAUGGAAAGGGUGCCAGUCCGAUGCACUCUGCGUCCAUACGAGGCCACACAGCCACCGUUGAGCUGCUACUAGGCAAUGGCGCCGACGUCAACGCGCAAGGAGGAGGCUACGGCAGCGCGCUCCAGGCAGCCUCGCGGGGAGGCCACACAGCCACCGUUGAGCUGCUACUAGGCAAUGGCGCCGACAUCAACGCGCAAGGAGGAGGCUACGGCAACGUGCUCCAGGCACCCUCACAGGGAGGCCACACAGCCACCGUUGAGCUGCUACUAGGCAAUGGCGCCGACGUCAACGCGCAAGGAGGAUACUACGGCAACGCGCUCCAGGCAGCCUCGCAGGGAGGCUACUCGGCCAUUGUUGAGCUGCUGCUAAGUAAGGGCGCUAUAAGGCUAAGUACUAGUCUAUAAGUCAAGUUAUUUUCGGGUAUUGGAAGCAAAGUUGUCUACCACCUCCCCACCCGCCUCCGUCCCUUACAGCCUGCUAUAUAUACUUUUCUAUAUAGAUAGGUUCAGCUUUUCAAUUUAGAUUGUUUCGAAAUAUACUGCUUAGAAAUAUGCUACUUUAAAAUAUGCUGCUUGGAAAUACUUAGGUACAUGUACGUUGCAUAGACAAUUCUGUAUAUCUUCUUUUCUCUAGAGUAAAGUAGGAUUUCGGCGCUCUUUAGCGCCACUCGGGAAUGCUAGCAGGGAGGGCCGCCGACCCGCUGAGGCUACCCUCUUGUGAGCUCAAACUGUGAUAAGAGAAUAUCCUCAUGUACCGUAGCGAAUCACGUGCCUUGAGUUGUGACGCUUUAGAAAAAAUAGAACAUGGUUCGUUUAUUGUAAGCUUGAACCGUGUCGAGCUAUAUA